UCGGCUGGGACGGCCCUGCUCCGCGCCGCGCUCCGGUGAUUGGACACCGGGAGUUUGACAGGCUGGUUGAUUCCGCCCAUCAACACGACGCGCCUCCUCUCACGAGCAUGUCUGAAAACUACAAAUGGGGAGUGAAGAGUUGGGAAAAGUUGUGCGAAAGAGCUGUUUCUCAUCUCAAACGAGCAGAGCACACAGGGGGAGUACAUUAUUCAUGACUUAAAUGGCGGAGGAAGUACUUCUAGAAAACGAUGGAAAACCCAGCGCGCAUCUUACAAGGCCUCUGCUGGCAGUGGCUUUCCUAUCCUCCUUCGGCAGCUCCAUGCUCUAUGGCUACAAUCUGGCAGUCGUCAACUCUCCUGCACAGUACAUCAAAGACUUCUACAAUGAGACGCUGGUUGAAAGUUACGACUUUUCUGCGGAUGAGGAGCUCCUCACCGUCUUGUACUCCCUCACCGUGUCGAUCUUUGCCAUCGGUGGGAUGAUUGGGGCCCUGUUGGUGGGCAGACUCGUAACCAAAUAUGGAAGGAAAGGGACGCUGGUGAAAUCCACUGCACUGGUGUUUAUAGGAGGAGCUCUUAUGGGCUUCAGCAGAGCGUGCAGGAUGCCUGGGAUGGUCAUCCUUGGUCGCUUCAUCACAGGAGUACACUCAGGUAUCUCUCUCAGUGUGGUGCCGAUGUACCUCGGCGAGAUCGCCCCCAAGAACCUGCGAGGCUUCCUGGGACUCGUUCCCAGUAUUCACAUUUGUCUUGGAGUCUUCAUCGCUCAGGUCCUGGGACUCCAUGAACUGAUGGGAAAGGAAGAGCACUGGCCCCUGCUCCUGUCCCUGGUGGUGUUCCCUACCAUCGUCCAGCUGAUGCUGUUGCCAUGGUUUCCAGAGAGUCCACGGUACCUGUUGAUAGAGAAGGGAAACAUUCACGCCACCAUCGCAGCCCUGAAGUGGUACCGUUCUAAAGGAAACAUCCAGGCAGAGGUUGACGAGAUGCAGGAGGAACAGCGCUCUCUGUCCUCCAUCCAGACCCUCUCUGUGCGCGGCCUGCUCAUGGACCACUGUGUCCGCUGGCAGGUCAUCACCAUCGUGGUGGUCAACAUCGGCAUGCAGCUGUCUGGCAUCGAUGCGAUCUGGUUCUACACAAAUGACAUUUUUAAGAACGCAGGAAUUACAGAACCUUAUAUUCAGUACACAACGGUGGGAACUGGUGCCAUCGAGGUCAUCUCUGGGAUGCUGGGGUGUUUCACUAUCGAGCGUCUGGGCAGAAAACCUCUGAUGAUUGGCGGCUUCCUCUUCAUGAGUCUCUGCUGUGCUGGGAUCACAGUGUCGGUCCUCUUCCAGGAACAGCUGCCCUUCAUGCGCUACAUCAGUGUGGGCUGCGUUGUUGGGAUUAUUGCUGGCUUCUGCAUAGGUCCAGCUGGCGUGCCUUUCCUGAUCACCGCGGAGCUGUUCAAGCAGUCACACCGACCGGCUGCCUACACUGUGGCCGGUUGCCUCAACUGGAUGUCCAACUUCACCAUCGGCUUCGUCUUUCCCUUCCUAGAGAUGGCUACAGGCCCUUACUGUUACCUGAUCUUCUGUACGAUCUGCUUGGGCGUGGCCCUCUACACCAUCUUCAUCAUUCCUGAGACCAAGAACAAAACCUUUAUGGAGAUCAGCCAGAUGUUCGCUGCCAAGAACAACAUCCUCGAGGAAGAGUUGACAUCUAAUGGGCAACUCAAAAUGGCUCUGAUGAACGGCUACGGGACCCUUAACCUCGGCGAAAAAUAAGACGGUGAGAAAUGAGGAUGUGGACCUGCAUGUAAAUGAUGGUCUCUUCUAUCUGUGUGCCUUCUUGGUCUGUAAUGACUGAAGUAACUGUAGCAGAGAUAAAAGGUGGAACCUCCUGGUGCUUCGUGUGAAAACUACGAAGACCAAUGCGUACACACACACACUUGCUACACACACAAUAAGUCCUGUUUUAACAGUUAAUCCCCAGUCAAAGUGCUGCUCCUAUACAUUAUGUGAGACAGGAGUCAUGCAGAAGUCAUGCGUUUCAAAUCAACCAUCAGUGACAUUUUAAUCCAUUUCCCUGCAUCUUAAAGCAUUUUUUUACGGGAGCCAAGUUUGUUUCUCACAGCGCUCUCAGAAGUUUUAAUCAACGCAUUAGCUUCACUUUGUUUUAACACAUCCCAUGAUCACUUUAUUGUCCAUAGUCGGUGUUGAAUACUGCCUCUUUGUGGCACUAUAAAGACUAAAUAUGUUUAUAAUGAAGAAAGGUAGCCAUUUCUCUGAUGUUUCACUCAGUGGUUCAAAUAGUCACAAGGCGACAUGUGAAUAAUACGAUCGUUACUGUUACUGUAUGUCUCAAGGGGAAUGUCUUUACCAAGAACUUGAGCUCGUGUUUGUUCCGUCUUUCGUUCAGUUUGUGAUUUUGUGUCUAUUUUAAGAGAGGUGGAUAUUGUGGCUGCUGGUCUUUUCAUACAUCUUGUCCAAAUAUAUGCACAUAAAUAUAUGUGAAGCUUGUUAAAGAACAAUAUUUAUCAAUGGUAGCUGUACAAGUCGGUUCAAUUGUUAUUUAACUGUUUUACAAGGCCUCUUUGUAUAAAAUAUGGUGGAAAUAAAAUCAAGACUGCAAAAAUA
This is a messenger RNA of Sebastes umbrosus (honeycomb rockfish), 2611 nucleotides long. RefSeq names its product solute carrier family 2 member 15b (gene slc2a15b). The record is from RefSeq and is a predicted model, not a curated record. Gene Ontology annotation, cellular component: membrane. Lineage: Eukaryota; Metazoa; Chordata; Actinopteri; Perciformes; Sebastidae. The coding region runs from base 221 to 1759 and encodes 512 amino acids. The transcript has 12 exons. Gene Ontology annotation, biological process: monosaccharide transmembrane transport. Gene Ontology annotation, molecular function: hexose transmembrane transporter activity.